ACAAAUCAUAUGCUUUUGUGGAAUAAUCAAAUUACAAAUCAAAAAAUUGUGGAUGAACUCGAGUUUUGUUGCGCAUUUUCGCAGUGACUGCUUGCUGCUUGCUGUUGAUGCUGCCUGACGAGCACAACCUUGCUGAAGCUUGAAGGGGAGCGGGAAAAAGCCAAACUACCAGCCAAACAAACACAAAAACCACAACCACUGAACGUCAUUCACAGAUGGACGGAUUGGAGAAUGAUGACAGUCAGUUCUCUUCUUUCGAUCGUCGCACACACACAUCAGCAAGAACGAACAUGCAAUCCAUCAAAUCUGCGUUGCUGGGAACGUAUUCGUUGGUCACCCAGAUCUUCACUCCGGCAAAGCAGCCCACUGGUCUCGUCCCGCUCGAGGGCCGCGUCGCCAUCGUCACUGGAGCCAACAUUGGCUGCGGGUUUGAAACGGCACGGAGCCUCGCUGGUCUUGGCGCGCACGUUGUGCUUGCUUGCCGUAAUUCCGAAAAGGGCGAGGCAGCCGUUCAAGCCAUUCGAAGCGAAUUUCCUUCGAGCCAAGUGGAGCUGCAGCUUCUUGAUCUGCAGUCGCUUGCAUCCAUCCGCGAUUUUGCUCAAGCAGCCAACAAGAAAUUCCCCAAAAUUCACCUUCUGGUCAACAACGCCGGUGUGAUGGUCCCUCCGUUCGGUCACACCGCUGACGGCUUUGAAACACAGUUUGGCACCAACUACGUCGGACCUUUCUACCUGACCUUGUUGUUGCUGGACAACAUUGUUGCAGCGGGAACGCCCGAGCGUGUUGCCCGCAUUGUCAACGUCUCGUCCGCCGCGUACCAUGGAGGGUCGAUCAACUUUGAUGAUCUCAAUUCCGAGAAAUCGUACGACCGACUUGGUGCGUACGCCCAAAGCAAGCUCGCCAACAUUCUGUUCUCGGGACAGCUGCAGCAGCUGCUGACUGCACGCAAAGCCAACGUUGCCUCGCAUGCGCUUCAUCCUGGCGUGGUGAACACGGGCUUGUACCAGCACCUCCCCCAAUUCCUGCAAUUUAUCGAGCGUCCAUUCGCCAAUCUCCUGUUCUACACUGCGGCGCAAGGUGCGUACUCGUCCAUGUACGCAGCUGCGUCGUCCGAGACCGAGGCCGAUCGCGGUCUGUUUUACAGCAACUGCACCCGCACGCCUCUCGAUGCGCAUGCCACCAAUGCGGCAACCUCCUCGGCCCUGUGGAAGGCCACUGUCGAGCUCAUUCGCAGCAAGGGCUUCCAGGUCCCCGCCGCCGUGGCCAGCGAUUCCUCUGUGCAGUGAAAAAGCGCGUUUCGGCUUACUCAACAAACGAGGUUUAUUGAGCGAGCACGACGCGAUGCAUCCAUUUUGUGUUCCUGUUGUUUGUUUCCAAUGCAAGCCAUGUUGUGUCUCAG
Messenger RNA from Capsaspora owczarzaki ATCC 30864, 1399 nucleotides. RefSeq names its product short-chain dehydrogenase/reductase SDR. The record is from RefSeq and is a predicted model, not a curated record. Lineage: Eukaryota; Filasterea; Ministeriida; Capsasporidae. Bases 216 to 1286 code for a protein of 356 amino acids. The transcript is spliced from 7 exons.